AUGGCACUGUUAGAGAGAGGAGAUCGGAUCGUCAUAAGAUAUUAUGACUACUUGCAAAAUUUAACCGUUAUCAAAGCACUCAUUGACAAAAAUGAACUCGUAUUAACACGUUCAACAUCUAAACAAUGUCUCAACACUCAGAUUUGGAAUGCUGAGAAUUUGAAACCCAAAAACGUCGGCAAUAAAUAUGAGAAGACUUAUGCAAAGAAGAACGCAUAUAAACCUGGACUUAAGCCGAACAAUUACGCAACAUAUAAUGCCAAACGUUAUACGGCCCAAGAUAGACUUAUGAAAUACCGUAAAACUGAGGAGCUACAAAUCGUUCAUCAAACAAAUAAAUUCAAACAGCCCGAAAAUAGACAACUGUACAACACCGAUAAUACACGUUAUUCAGCUCAAGACCGACUUAAAAAAUACAAGAACAUCGUUACUUCAAAAGAACCGCAGCUUAAACAAUAUGACAUUAAGACCACAGAUAUGAACCGAUUUGAAAUUGAAGAAAAAUGUUGCAAAGAACAAAAUCUCAGCACUGACAUAACAGAAGACCCAUGUACUAAGAAACGUACAUUAAAACUAGGCGAGACGCAAAAAAUAAUGAUAGUUCAAAAACGAACGAAGACAUGUUAUCUGGUACACACGAUGGAGAGUAGAAAGUCGGUAAUCACCUUGUGUGAUAAACUACGAAAAAUUGAAAAUAACUUAAAACGUAUCGAGAAAGUUGAGAAGUACGACAUGUGCUUGAUAUUUUUUGGCGCUGAAUGGUACCGUGGGAAAAUUAUGGACGAGACGAACGAUGGUAUGUUGAAAAUUUACUUGAUUGACACAGCACAAGUGAUGUUCUUUAAUCGAAAAGAAGUCUACGAGAUGCCAAAGCAUUUCGAAGGAGAGUCAUUAUUAAUUGAAAUCGUCGUAACACCUCCGCCAAAUGAAAUGCUGACUACUGUUUUUGCUAACGUAGAAGCAAUAAAAACUAUUGGACCGAGUACGGUGGUGAAACUGAUUUAAUAACUUGCUAUAUUGCCUUAUAACUCCUAUUAAUUUGCAU
Messenger RNA from Daktulosphaira vitifoliae (grape phylloxera), 1045 nucleotides. RefSeq lists its product as uncharacterized. The record is from RefSeq and is a predicted model, not a curated record. Lineage: Eukaryota; Metazoa; Arthropoda; Insecta; Hemiptera; Phylloxeridae. The transcript has 3 exons. Bases 1 to 1005 code for a protein of 334 amino acids.